CUCAUCAUUUAUUUCUCAUCUUGCGGGGGCCAAGGCGCCGGCGGAGGAGUUCAUCUGAAUUCGCCCAGUUUAUUCAGUUUCUGAGUUCGUUUGGCUUGCCAGUCCCUGAAAUUGUUGAUUGCCCAAGGAUCUCGUAGAUCUCUUGCUGUGGCUUCGAUGGAAGCCAUGGCGAUGCAGCCAACAAAGAAGAAACGAGUGGCCAGAUUGCCGCAAGAUAUCAUCGAACUGAUACUUGUGAGGCUUCCAGUGAGCAAUCUGCUGCGGUGCCGUGUUGUCUGCAAGCAGUGGGAUGGCAUUAUCCAGGAUCGGCAGUUCACCAUGGCACACCUCCGGCACGCGCAGCCUCGCCCCCUUUUAUUUUUCCAACGAGGCCGGGCUUCAGGCAAGUCCUUCCCUAGCGAAGCAGUCCUCUUUGAUGAGGCCUGGUCGCCGUCGACACGGGAUGUGCCCGUGAUUGAGCCUGAUGAUUUCUUGUGCGCUUCGUGCAAUGGCCUUGUUUGCUUGUACUCGGAUAAAUCAACCAUCAAGAUAGCCAACCUUGCCACCGGUGAAUGUAUGCACCUCGCCAAACCCGUGAAGCUUCACUCGAGGGUUGAUCACCAUUUGUUCUACAGCUUUGGUUUCAGCCCAGCCACAAAUGAAUACAAGAUCAUGCACUUUCUUCCGGGCGAGGAGCGCCACCACGUCGGUGGUUCCUUCAGUGUCAUUCAAGUUUACACGCUGGGCGGUGAGAAGUGGAGGGACGUCAGAACUGAACAAGCUCUGAGCUUGUUCUGUGUGAAACAAACUGGGGUCGUCAAUGCUGACGGAGCAAUGUACUGGCUAACCAAAGACGAAGAAAGCAGCUGGCGACGGGCCGUCGUAUGCUUUGAUCUCGGAGAUGAACGUCAGAAAUUAAUACGGUUGCCCAAAGUUGAUUUUGCGGAUCCUGCAUUUGGUAAUCCGCUAUAUCGGAUCACGGAGAUAGAUUCCAAGGUGUCUGUGGCUGCUGUUCAAGCCAGAAGAGAUUCCGGGCUUGCACGGAGGCUGCAUGUUUGGACACUUGACAACAAGGUGAAGCAAAGCUGGAUCCAGAAGCAUAGUAUUGAGUUAUCAGCACUUGAAAUUCUAAGACCGCAUUUCAUCUACGGGGAUAAGAUUGCCAUGCAUAGUGGUAACGAUGACAUAUACUGCCAUGAAUUGACUAGCCAGAAAUUUACGAUUGACGUAACCAAGUUGGCAAAGCUGUUAGAUUUCAGCCCCCGCUGGAUCCGGCAUAUGCAAUCCUAUAUGUAUGUGAAGUCACUUGUGCGGUUGGAUGCAUACAAGAAGGCCGGCAUCGUGCGCACGCCAAGGCGAAAAGAGGGUUGGAGAUUGAAGAAGUGGGAGGCGUGGGAACACGAACGCUCUGAGGUAGAGGAGCUGUGGAGAGCCGGCCAUGGGAUUCAGCAAAGGAUGCAUGAACUGGCACGUAUGAUGGGCGUAGCCAUCAGUCUGAACUUGCCUGCCCCGCCAGAUCAGCAGGUUAGCCUCCUCCGACGGCUUAAUUGGGUGGAGCAGAGGCGGGUGGCGAACAUGCUGAAAUCUCAUCUUGAGGGUUUGGAUGCUCCAUGGGCGGUCAUAGCGCAGGCAGCUGAUGCGGCCUGUGGUGAGAAAAAGAAGAUGACCCUAGCGGCAGACCACGCAAAGCAGAGAAAAGGAGAGGAGAGCGAGGCCGGCCCAUCAAGGCCCAAGCGGAAGAGGAAGCCCAGCUCCAGAUUCGAUUCGUCAAUGUGGACAACCUGAUUCGGCAGCGCCGGCCAUAUCCGCAUUUCGCAGGGGUGCUUGCUGCUUGGGCUUCGAGUGCUGACAGUCCACUUCCUGACAACAACCGCCAUGGCGCGGACUUGCCAAAGGAAAAAAUAGCAGCUCGUCGUAACUUGUGUGGCACAAUAGCAUCAUAAAUAGGAGCAUUACGGUUGUGACUUCCCAACUCAUUCUGUCGACAAAAAAAGAAGCAUGCUGAUCUUCAGAAGGCGCUGUGUAAGUGCGUGUGCAUCUAUCUAUGUUGUAAUCGGUGUUCCUCAAGAAAGAAAGAACAAAUGUACGUCCCGAUUGCUUUCCGCACUUGUCUGAGUUUCCAAAAA
This is a messenger RNA of Triticum dicoccoides, 2105 nucleotides long. Its product is annotated as putative F-box only protein 9. Lineage: Eukaryota; Viridiplantae; Streptophyta; Magnoliopsida; Poales; Poaceae. Bases 157 to 1764 code for a protein of 535 amino acids. The transcript has 6 exons. Gene Ontology annotation, molecular function: protein binding. The record is from RefSeq and is a predicted model, not a curated record.